UCAUAACAUUCAGUUACUAAUGUAAAUUCAUAACAUGGGUGAUAUAUAUCAUUAGCUUGCAUUCAAGUCUUAAUACAAUAUAAUAAUAAGUUGUCUUAAAAUUAAAUAUAAUUCUUUGAAUACGGUGAAACUGGACUUUCAAACAGUGAUGUUGACUAAUAAGGAUUAAUAUGUAAGAAAUAUUUUUAUGUGAAAUAAACAAUCAUUUGAAUACACAUAUAGCAGAAUAAUAUAAAACAAAUAGCAUUUGGACAUUCUUUUUUUAUAGGCAUAAAUUGUUAUUACUCUACAAGGCGAUAUAAAAAUUAGCCCUUUUUCAUAAAAUGAGACACAGUAGUAUGAAAAUAUGGAUAUUAGUUUUCAUUUAAAUCUCAUCACUAUUUAUAUUAUAACAAUUAUGCUUAAUACCCCCAACCCAAGUGGCUCAAUUGUGAGUCUAAAGACUUACAACGCUAAUAACCAGGUUUCGAUACCUGUGGUAGACAGAGCAUAGAUAGCCCAUUGUGUAGCUUUGUGCUUAACAAUUAACCAACAAGCCUAAUGACUGGCUCAGGCGGUAAAUCACAUAAAUAGACAACUUCAGAUAAGAGGCGUGAUUAUGUGUCGUUUAUGGAAGCAAGAACAUUGGCCAUGUGAAAACUUUUAUAUAACACAGAAAUUUCCACUAGAGUGCAUCACUUUUUGAGCGUAUGAACCAAAAGCAUGAAAGAGAUGAGGGAGACGAUUCAGAAGAGAACGAGGAGUGGGGCUAUGGAUGUUAUCGAUUAAAGUGUGUACCAUUUCAACUUCUAUAGCGUAACGCAUAAUAAUUUUAAAUUUUGGAUACACUGGCUAAAAAGGUACAUCAUUAGAAAAGUAUUAAUUUAGCCAACCUAACAUGACAGCUGCAACUCAAACCCAUGUAGCAACUGACCUUCAUAGACAUAAGUUGUCUAUCUUCAGAAGUCUGCAACUAAGUGGUAAACAUCAGGAUGAUUUUAAGGAGUUUUUGUGUGGCUGGGGUGCAGCAUUCAUCAACAUCUCUCUCACAUUUCCAAUCAACAAAGUGAUCUUUAGGCAGAUGCUUGAUGGAAUUCACUUGCAUGCAGCUGUACAACAGCUGAAACUGGAUGGUCUAUACUACUUGUAUCGAGGAUACUUUCCACCUCUCAUUCAGAAAACUGUUUCAGUUUCUGUCAUGUUUGGAACAUAUAAUGAGUAUAGUCAAUAUAUUAGGAACAGCUUUCCCUCAGUGCCUUCUCUUCUCAGUUUAAGUAUUUCAGCUAUACUGGCUGGUUCAACAGAAGCUUUACUGAUGCCUUUUGAAAGGAUACAAACUUUGCUACAGGAUCGCCAGUACCACCAUCGUUUUCACAAUACCUUCCAUGCCAUGUGGGAAUUGAGAAGGUUUGGUGUGAAGGAAUACUUCCGAGGUUUAACCCCCAUCCUGAUAAGAAAUGGGUCAAGCAAUGUGCUGUUUUUUGGAUUUAGAGGGAAAAUAAAGGAAUAUUUACCACCAAGUCAUACCUGUUUUGGACAUACCUUUCAGGAUUUUAUUAGUGGAGCUGUUAUUGGAGCAUUAAUCAGCACAUUGUUUUAUCCUGUGAAUGUGAUUAAAGCUAAGAUGCAAGUACAAUGUGGAACACGAUUCCUAAGUUUCAGUGAGGCCUUUGCUUUAACCUAUUAUGAAAGGAAUUGUAAUAUACAGAAGUUAUUCUGUGGUGUGCAUAUUAAUUACACACGAGCUUUUUUGUCAUGGGGAAUUAUAAAUUCUUCUUAUGAACGUCUGAAAACACUUUUAUAUUGAAAACUUCCAAGUUUGUUUGCAAUACUGUUAAGCUACAAUUGUACAUCCAGUAACUGUUUACUUUUGUUUUUCAAAUUCUCAAGAUAUUUUGGUUAGCUGUCAGGAGAUCUGUAUGAGGAUAUAUUUAAUACUAAUGAGGUACAUAGAAAUGUACAGUGCAGAUUAUUGAAACUUGUAUGUAACUGAGAACUGAAUGUGCCAACAGAAGGACUGGAAUGGUACGACUUUUUAUGCUGAUCAUUAUAUGACACUUAGUUUAACUAAAUAAUGUACUGUUGAUAAAGUCCUUAUUUUUGAUGUAGAUGUCUUUGUUAAUAACUUGCAUUUUUUGCAAAGCAGUUGUGAUAGAUAUAUAAAUAUAUUUCUUUACUAGUUAGAUAGCUGUGUAACCUUUCAUUGAUAUUUUUAAAAAACAUUAUUGAUUAACAUGAACUUGCUGCAGCACACUGUCAGAAAAUUUGUAUUAAAAAUUACAUUGUUGAAUUCUAGAUCAAAUAUUUUAGUAAAAUAUCAAACUUAGAUGCUCAAAUUAAUUUAAAAAAUUCAGAUAGAGGUAAUAAUAUAUUUUACUAAAAUAUUUAUCUGUAGAACAAGCAGUAUAUUUUUCAUUGAUUUCUGAAUUUUGUCUCGCAGGUGUAUGAUUUGAGGUAUUUAAUUCCAAAAACAUGAAGAAAACUUUGUUGGCCUGUCAGAAAGUUAUGAAGUACAUUCUGAUACUAUGUUUUGCUUUGUGUGACUUUGAGAUGUAAUAAUACUAAAAUAACUUGUUUAUGUAGUACUGAUGAUUAGAUACACAUGUAUGUAGAACUGGAAAUUUUCUUUUGAACUGCAGUUUGGUCUGUGGUUUUGAUCUUUUUAACAUCUAUUAUACACUCAAUCAAGGCAUCUCAAGAUGAAUGUCUCCAUUCAUAAGUACCUCAGUGUUUGAAGCUCAAAUCAAUAAUUAAAUAAAAUAUUUAAUGACACACAUACACAACUAUUAAUAAAUUGUAUCCUUUCUAACUCAUUAAUUUGAAAAGGACUUUAUUAACUAGAACUUUUGUUACAUGUACCUUAUUCACAUGUAGAAAAUUUUGGACUUGGUACUAUUAGGUGUUAUUACACAAUUUUUUGUUGUGGAACAGAUGUUGGUGUACAUGUUAAAUUGGAUAAACUCUUACCUUGGUUAAAAUUGUGCAUAAACACCAGUUUAUUUUCUUAUCUUCUGUUUCGAUGUUUUACAUUUUACUUGAAAUGUAGUAACUUAAAAAGUUUAAUUCUUAUACCAAAGUUUUGGUUUUUAGAAUAUAGCUGAAUUUGUGGCUUAAGACUUUAUAAAUAAAUUUAUUCCUUGUUUUAUUACAAGUUACAGUUUGUUAGAUUUUAGAAUGUUGACUUAAUAAUAAAACCUUCUUUACUGAAAAUGAAAAGAUAAAUUUUUUCCUUAAUUCAAAACUAUUGUUACAGGUUUCCAGUUUAUGUAAGCAUUAUUUUAAGAAAAACUACUGUUUGUGUAUAGUAGCUCAGAUAAUAUAAACAUUCUGAAGAAAAGAAAAACUCCAAAAAAGCCUUUUCUCACUUCUUCAAUUGUACAUUCUAUAUUUAUGCACAGUGCGAAAAAGCAUUCAAACUUAUUUAUCUUCCACUUUAAGAUUAUUCAUUGUCAUAUUCUUGUACAUAUUUUUACAUAGACAUAUGUAUAGGUGUUAGUAAAAUUGAAUUAUUUUGUAAUUAUGUAAUUUUUUUGUAAAUUGCUUUGUUUCAAUAACUUUCAUCUGGAAGCCAUAUAAAUUUGUUAAGGUUUUAUUAAAAAAUAAAAUAGUCUCCAUUUGUGGUGAUAUGAACUAUAAUUUCUUAUAGUUCUGCUAUUAUAUUUGUGGACAUGUGCUUCAUUGUGUUAACGUUGAACAUGUUUUAAAUUAUUGCCAUACUUGUAUAUUUAUUUCAGUGUUAUCAUCUAUCUAUACAAUUGUUGAACUUUUUUUCUUUGUUACAUCUGCUAUUUCAUUGUACUAUGCUCAAAAUAAAGGUUAAGUCCUCAA
Messenger RNA from Limulus polyphemus (Atlantic horseshoe crab), 3807 nucleotides. RefSeq names its product solute carrier family 25 member 51-like. Lineage: Eukaryota; Metazoa; Arthropoda; Merostomata; Xiphosura; Limulidae. The transcript has 2 exons. Bases 878 to 1786 code for a protein of 302 amino acids. The record is from RefSeq and is a predicted model, not a curated record.